Messenger RNA from Lactuca saligna, 765 nucleotides. NCBI's taxonomy places the organism in Eukaryota, Viridiplantae, Streptophyta, Magnoliopsida, Asterales, Asteraceae. The record is from the annotation of a GenBank genome assembly.
AUGGAUAUCCUGAAGCAAGAGUUGCUAAAGAAAAGGCAAAGUCUCUCGGAAGAGACCGGCGGACGGAAGGUAUUCAAGCGUUCAGAGAUCGAACAGAGACGAAUUCAAAAGCUUCGUGAGGAAGAGAAACGUGACGCCGAGGCCAAACGCCUCCGUCAAGAUCAGAAUCAAAACAAUUCUAACUCCUCUGGUCCUAAUUCUUCCUCUAACCCUAACUAUAAACUCGACUCUUCGAAUUCCAAACCUGAAUCCGCAGUCGGUUCGUCUUCGAAAACCCCAAUAAGUGACGAACAAAAGAUUGACGCUCUAAAUCUACCGAAACAAGAGAUGGAGGGGGAGGUGAAGAUGAUGUUAGCGGAGAUGGUGGUUCUUCAGAAGCUGUUAAUCGAGUGGAACCAGGAGUUGGAUGAGAUGACUGAAACGGAGAAGAGAACUGCCAAAGGGAAAUCAACCUUUGCUACUUUCAAACAGUGUGCGAGAUACCUGAAUCCUCUGUUCAAGUUUUGCAGGAAGAAGGUUUUGCCAGAUGACAUUAGGCAAGCACUGAUGUUGGUGGUGAAGUGCUGCAUGGAACGAGAACGCUAUCCCACAAUGCCUUCAAAGGCAGUUGAGUUUAACAGUUUAGCAAAUGGGAGCGACUUGCAUGCACUCUUGGCUCAAGAACAAAGACGCACUGCAGCUGCAGCAGCCCAAAUCCAGGAGGAGGAGGAUCAAGAUCAAGAUCGCCUCCUAUUGAUGCCACCACCCCCUAGAGAAUCAGAUUGA